This is a messenger RNA of Vitis riparia (riverbank grape), 903 nucleotides long. Its product is annotated as apidaecins type 73-like. Lineage: Eukaryota; Viridiplantae; Streptophyta; Magnoliopsida; Vitales; Vitaceae. The transcript has 3 exons. The coding region runs from base 1 to 903 and encodes 300 amino acids. The record is from RefSeq and is a predicted model, not a curated record.
AUGGAGCUCCGAAAGCUAGCGCCGCGAGAGGCGCCUGUUCAAGCCUCAACUUCUGAGCCUCCACGGCCGGAAGUUGUUUCGCCUCCUGUGAAGCCCACGCCAAAGAAGCGCCAGGCCAAGCCGACGUUGCAGACGCCUCCGGCGAGGCGCUAUCUUACCAGGUCAGGGGGCCGUCCCCUGCAAAAACGAGCUAGAGUGGAAAGUUCGGAACCCAUCGACUUGACAGGGCAGUCCCCUGUUCCAUCUCCAGAGCCCUCUCCGGUGCCAUCUCCGGCACCGCCGACGAAGCCUCAAGCAAGCCAGCCGCCACCUUCUGAGCCCCAAAUUCUGUCUGAAAUAGCUCCUAAAGCGAUUCUCAGGCGUCCAAUGCUCACUCAGCCACCAAUUGAAGGCAAUUUGGAUUGUCGAGCUCGACCAUUUCAUUCCGAGUUGUACUUUGACAUAGCCGCCUUCCAAUUGCAGCCGGAGCUUGAAGGGUCAUUCCAAUUGCUGCGCAGACAUCACAUGGAGCAGCUGCUGACCCCGCGAGACUUCUUCUAUCCUAGAAUUCUUGAGCAUCUGGGGUACCCAGCAGAGCCUCAGCUGGAGCGCAAGAGGAUAUGUCGAGAUGUGUUUACUUUCGACAAAUGGAGCAAUAUGACAGCUUAUAGGAUGGAGCAGCCAGAGCUUCCACAGCCAGCUCAGAUUCCAACUGCUAGGAGAGCAUCUCCACGUCUUAUACCUGAGGGUAUACCUGUUGCCUCUCCUUCCAUAGCCAGAGCCCCUCCAGUCCCUCCAGUUACUCCAGCUUCAGCACAGCCCUCCACUUCAGCCGAGCCAAGGAUGGCCAUCCCUAUUUCUGAGUAUAGGGAUUUAUGCCAGGCAUUGCAGAUCUUGACAGCCUCUCAGAGCAGCCUUGCUUAG